Striga asiatica is the source of this 1990-nucleotide messenger RNA. The record is from the annotation of a GenBank genome assembly. Lineage: Eukaryota; Viridiplantae; Streptophyta; Magnoliopsida; Lamiales; Orobanchaceae.
GAGCAGAAGACGGCGGCCAGCGGCGGACACGUAUCAGUAUGGCGGCGGGAACUCGCGCCAGAUGGCGGCACGCACACCGCUCCACCGCUUACCUUGUCCUCAUUCUAUCCAAAAGAAAAUCACCAUUCGAUGCGUCUUUUAGCUCUAAUUUUCUCCAAUGGAGACGACGAGGAGACUAUGGGAGAUCGGAGGGAACCUGGGAGAGUCGACCCCCGCGCAGGUCGUCCCUAUAACAUUGUUCGUGGCGGUUCUCUGCUUGUGCCUAGUGAUUGGACACUUGCUCGAAGAAAACCGAUGGGUCAACGAGGAUCUCUGACUGGGACAAUAGUUCUUCUAGUGAAGAAGAAGCAGUUCUUCCAUAAUUUCUUUACAAUAAUGCUGUUUGGAGUGGUUGGAGUUUUUAUAUCUUCACCCAUUAUUACAGCCGGGAGCUGGUUGCUGUUUCCCAAGUUGGGUUUUAUUGGUUUGAGUCCUCAAGAUUAUCUUGGUAUUGGAGCAAUAUUUUCAUCCACAGACACUGUGUGCACUCUGCAGGUGCUGCAUCAAGAAGAAACUCCCUUGCUAUACAGCCUUGUUUUUGGGGAGGGGGUAGUGAAUGAUGCCACAACAGUUGUUCUAUUUAAUGCAGUUCAAAAGCUUGAUGUCAACAGAGUUGAUGGCUGGACAGCAGUCAAAGUACUUUUGGAUUUUCUGUACUUGUUCUCCACAAGCACUGCUUUAGGAGUUGCUGCUGGACUUUUGACUGCAUUUGUUCUCAAGGGCUUGUACUUAGGAAGACAUUCCAGUGUUCGUGAAAUUGCUCUUAUGGUUCUUAUGGCAUACCUGUCUUACAUGUUGGCUGAGCUAUUCGAGCUAAGUGGGAUCCUGACUGUCUUUUUCUCUGGGAUUUUCAUGUCACAUUAUGCUUGGCAUAAUGUAACCGACAAUUCAAGAGUUACAACAAGGCAUGUAUUUGCAAUGAUGUCCUUCAUUGCAGAAACAUUUAUAUUUUUAUACGUGGGAAUGGAUGCCUUGGAUGUCAAGAAAUGGAAAAUGAGCAAGCUUGGUAUCUGGGAUUCGAUCGGUGUAUACUGUAGUGUCAUGUUCCUGUUAAUGCUUGGGCGUGCUGCUUUUGUAUUUCCUCUCUCGGCUUUAUCGAACUAUAUGAGCCGAAGGUCAUCAUCAUCGUCAUCAACUUCAUCAUCAUCAUCAUCAUCAUCCAUAACGUUCAAACACCAGGUUGUAAUUUGGUGGGCCGGGCUUAUGAGAGGUGCAGUCUCCAUAGCUUUGGCUUUCAAACAGUUUACUCAUUAUGGCGUGCCGUGGGAUCCGGUCAAUGCAACAAUGGUCACGACAACAGUUAUCGUCGUCCUCUUUAGCACUUUAGUCCUUGGCUUCUUAACAAAGCCACUGAUUAUGUACCUUCUUCCUCACAAUAACAAUAACAAUACCAACAAGUUAGACCGUGAGCCGACUAUUUCUAAGGAGGAUAUGACACUUCCUCUGCUCUCGUUCGAUGAAUCAGCUGCCACCAACCUUCUCAGGGCAAAAGAUAGUUUGUCGAGGCUAAUAGAAAGGCCCGUCUACACUAUCCAUUCCUUCUGGAGGAGAUUUGAUGAUGCCUAUAUGAGACCUAUAUUUGGGGGCCCACUGAGCUCUCAAAAUAAUGCAGCGAGUCAUGAAAGCAGUUUGCGCGGUUGGCAUUUAACAACGUGACUAUAGGAGUUCUGUGAGAUUUUAGUCCUUUCCUUUUUCAUUUUCUUCUCUUUUCUUUUGAACCAUUGUGGAAAAUAGUAAGAUAAAUUUUGUAAUAAUCACACGGGAACAAGCGAUUACUGAAGAACUGUGAAUUGUGGGCCUGAUGGCGUUGUGAGAAUGUUCAUUUUGGGGCUCUUAUAUAUUGAGUAGGGCGCCGAUGUUUCUUUCAUCUCAGGGACACUGGCAUUUAUGCAACAAAUCGGCACAAAUUUAAGCCUGUGAUUUGGAUACUAGUACAGAGCCCGUGCGAUGC